AUGAAAAACAGGACCAUGCUUUCUGAGUUUAUUCUGUUGGGGCUCACGAAUCAGCCUGAACUCCAGGUAGUGAUAUUCAUCUUUCUGUUCCUCACUUACAUGCUAAGCAUCCUGGGAAAUCUGGCUAUUAUCACCCUUACCCUUCUAGACCCCCACCUCCAGACCCCCAUGUAUUUCUUCCUCCGGAAUUUCUCCUUCUUAGAAAUUUCCUUCACAUCCAUUUUUAUUCCCAGAUUUCUGACCAGUAUGACAACAGGUAAUAAAGUCAUCAGCUUUUCUGGCUGCUUGACUCAGUAUUUUUUUGCUAUAUUUCUCGGGGCAACUGAAUUCUACCUGCUGGCAUCCAUGUCCUAUGAUCGCUACGUGGCCAUCUGCAAACCCCUGCACUACCUGACCAUCAUGAGCAGCAGAGUCUGCAUACAACUCGUGUUCUGCUCCUGGCUGGGGGGGUUCCUAGCCAUAUUACCACCCAUCAUCCUGAUGAGCCAGGUAGAUUUCUGUGCCUCCAAUGUGCUGAACCACUAUUACUGUGACUAUGGGCCCCUCAUGGAGCUCGCCUGCUCAGACACCAGCCUCUUAGAACUGCUGGUCAUCCUGUUGGCUGUUGUGACUCUGGUGCUCACUCUGGUGCUCGUGACACUUUCUUACACACACAUCAUCAGGACCAUUCUGAGGCUCCCGUCUGCCCAGCAAAGGACAAAGGCGUUUUCUACCUGCUCCUCCCAUAUGAUUGUCAUCUCCCUCUCUUAUGGCAGCUGCAUGUUUAUGUACAUUAACCCCUCUGCAAAAGAAGGGGGUGCUUUCAACAAAGGAAUAGCCGUCCUCAUUACCUCCAUUACCCCCUUGUUGAACCCUUUCAUUUAUACGCUAAGAAAUCAGCAAGUAAAGCAAGCCUUCAAGGACACUGUCAAAAAGAUGGCUUACCUUUCUCAACUCUAA
Messenger RNA from Lepus europaeus (European hare), 939 nucleotides. Its product is annotated as olfactory receptor 6C4. Gene Ontology annotation, biological process: G protein-coupled receptor signaling pathway. Gene Ontology annotation, molecular function: G protein-coupled receptor activity; olfactory receptor activity. Bases 1 to 939 code for a protein of 312 amino acids. The transcript is spliced from 2 exons. NCBI's taxonomy places the organism in Eukaryota, Metazoa, Chordata, Mammalia, Lagomorpha, Leporidae. Gene Ontology annotation, cellular component: membrane. The record is from RefSeq and is a predicted model, not a curated record.